AUGUCACAAAAUGAACGAUCCCCUAAUAACGAUAAUGACUCAUUGAUAUUAUCUUUUAAUGGCGAUGCAAAUCACGAGUUUAAAGAAAUAAAUGAAAAUCUCAGUAUCGUUCGUGAUGUAAUAAGAAAUUUAGUACCUUUGGGUGCGAUUAAAGUAGCCGAAGGUAUUGUAAUUGAGCCGGUUGUUGAUUAUGUGUUCGAGAGUUGCAAACGUAAUCCGAAUAUGGUUUUCGUUACAUUAUAUUAUGCAAGAGGUUUACAAGAAAUAGAUCAUCAUGAAGGUGAUAGUGUUGGUCCAGCUUUGAGGGAUAUGAGAAAAAAGAGGAUUGAAUGUAGCGAGUUAUUAGCUAGAGAAUUGGUUCAUAAAUUUAAUGACCAGGAUCUUUUAUUCACAAAAGUACUGACUAAACGAUACGCAUUCUCACAAUAUGAUGAAAUCAGCAACCGCAAAAAUGCUUUAGAUCUCGCAACAAGGCUUUAUUCCGAAAUGGGCAAUUGCGGCGCAAUUUUCUUGUCUGAUAAUGAAGUUCAAGCGUGCGCAUUAUGGUCUGGUCACUUAGUACCACGAAUUUCUCGUACAUUUCCAAUUUUGGCCGUAAUUGAUUAUUACAUUCCAAAUCAUAAUCUAAAUUUCUUGGAAAACUUCAAGAAUUUAGAAUUAUUAAAUAUUCCCAGGAAUCAAUAUUUACUUGACGUUUUCUCAUAUAUUAUGUUUUUGAUAAUUUAUACUAUGGUCGCGGCUAAUUAUAACGAAAUACCUACCGACUUUGCGCUUAGAAUUAAACAUGUUACAAGUUUUGAUCAUUAUAUUCCUCAAUUCCAUAGAAAAGCUCUCUCAUUAGUUCCUAUAUUCCUAUACUGGCGUGUUCUUUUAACUUUGGAAGCAUUUCAACCAAUUGGAAGAUGGUUGACACAAAUUUCAAGAAUCUUAAAGAAGAGCAUGUCAUAUUAUAUCUUAUUAGCUUUAGCAUGUAUUGCAUUCUUUCAAUCAUUUUUGGUGCUUGAAAACACUCAUAAACGUCAUGAAGGAGAUGAUGAUCAUUUAGGUGACAAAAAUGAAUGGGGAAUUUUCGCACUUUUGAUCAAGGGAAUAUUAAAUGCACCGGAUUUCCCGGCCGCGAGCAAAUUGGAGAAUAAAUUUGGCUUCGUAUUAUACUCUGUUUAUGUUUUUACAGUCAGUGUUAUUCUAUUUGCCGUCUUGCUUCCACUCUUUAUGACGGCAUUUGCUACUAGACGUUCAGUCCCCGAAGAAUAUUUAGCACAUUUCGCACAUAUAGUCAUAAGAAAAGUAAAACACAAUCAACCAACUCGAUACAAUUAUCCGUCGCCAUUUAACCUCUUAUAUUAUACACUCGUUCUACCAAUAAGUUCAUUAAGUAUUAUUAUUGGACAUAAUCAUAUACGUUUAUAUGCAAAUAUUGAAAAAAUUUUAACAAGAAUUAUUUUUUUUAUUCCAAUGAUUGGAUUUGCUUUUAUUGAAACACAUUUUGUUAAUGAUAAACAAGAUAAAGAGGCUAGAGAUUUGGACUUGAGAGAAUUACCGGGUUUACCUAUUCCCGAAGAUGAAAAGCAAAUGCUUAGAAGAAUUUUGUAUGGAUUAAAUGAUAUUAAGGAACAACAUAGAAGUCUUCAUUUUAGAUUAGAAGCUAUAGAAUCGCAAUUAGCUUAA
Molecule: messenger RNA, 1668 nt
Organism: Funneliformis caledonium
Lineage: Eukaryota; Fungi; Glomeromycota; Glomeromycetes; Glomerales; Glomeraceae
Source: the annotation of a GenBank genome assembly